AUGAAAGGCAGUUUUAUAUCUUCGUCGGUAACAUUUGUGAAUGGGGGAAAUAAUUUGAAAGGUUUGAUAUUGGAAAAAAGAAAGGCUGGUGAAGAGGAGUUUGCCAUAGAAUUAAAAAGAUAUUUCCGCAAAUGCGGUAGCGUCACAAUGUUGACAAAAAAUCAUAAAUCAAAUUUGAAAGCGUAG
This is a messenger RNA of Clunio marinus, 186 nucleotides long. The record is from the annotation of a GenBank genome assembly. NCBI's taxonomy places the organism in Eukaryota, Metazoa, Arthropoda, Insecta, Diptera, Chironomidae.